UAGACAUUGCCGCAAUUUCGCGGCAGAAGAAGAAAUGGCAAAGAAGCGAGCGAGAGAAGCCGACGGCGCUGCCGAGGCGCCCGAUAAGAUGGUCGAAGACGGCGAUAGCUCCGAUGACGACGAUUUCGAUAUGGUUAACGUCGACUUCGAAUGGUUCAACUUCGACCCGGAGAUCGACUUCCACGGCACGAAAUCCCUGCUGCGCCAGCUCUUCGACGUGGACGCGGCCCUGUUCGACAUCUCGGGGCUCGCCGACCUGGUCCUGUCGCAGCCGACGAUCGGGUCGACGGUCAAGGUCGACGGCAAGGAGACGGACGCCUACGCCUUCCUCACCGCGCUCAACCUGCACGAGCACCGCGAGAAGAAGCCCGUCGCCGACCUCACGCGGUACCUCAGCGAAAAGGCCCAGACGAACGAGGCCCUCGCCGCGAUCCCGGACCUGCUAGCCUCGGGGAAACACGUCGGGCUCGUGCUCUCGGAGCGCCUGAUCAACAUGCCCUCCGAGAUCGCGCCGCCGAUGUACAGCAUGCUCGUCGAUGAGAUCGAGGCCGCGGUGGAGGACAAGGAGCCCUACGAGUUCUCGCACUACCUCAUCGUCUCCAAGACGUACCACGAGGUCGAGUCGACGCUCGACGUCGAGGAGAGGAAGCGCAAGAAGGGAAAGCAAGACGCGACCAUGUUCUACUUCCACCCGGAGGACGAGGUGUUGCAAAAACACGCCGUGGCCAGCGGCAGCUACGACUACACCAAGAUGGACGAGGCCAUCGCAGAUAGCAAGCGGGCGUUUCAAGAGAUGGGUAUCAUGCCGCGUGGUUUCAUGAUAUUAAUCGAGGCUAGUAAAUUCGCAGGUGCCGCGAAAGCUAUAAGCGAGUAUCUAAGUCCGCCAUCUUGAAAAAAAGAAAAAAGAAAAAAAAGAAAAACCAGCAAUAAUGACAUAACACACACACGACCUUUUUAUCUAGCUUUCCGUAUCUAUAUUCCGUGAUUUGUCUAGUCUAGCCGUUGCAUCAGAUAUUCCACCUCCACCUCUUUCGUCAACGGGAUGACAAAGUCCCUGUACAUGGAGACCACUGCGUCGACAUUAAUCUUGCGGUUAUCCUCGGAGUCGUUUGUAGAUGGAUCCGUGCCGUAGGUGCGCGCCUUCAAUCCUAGUCGCGCCAGAACC
Daldinia caldariorum is the source of this 1165-nucleotide messenger RNA. RefSeq names its product p21-C-terminal region-binding protein-domain-containing protein. The record is from RefSeq and is a predicted model, not a curated record. The coding region runs from base 35 to 892 and encodes 285 amino acids. The transcript has 2 exons. Gene Ontology annotation, cellular component: nucleus. Lineage: Eukaryota; Fungi; Ascomycota; Sordariomycetes; Xylariales; Hypoxylaceae.